This is a messenger RNA of Calypte anna (Anna's hummingbird), 5828 nucleotides long. It is a transcript of the gene BRF1, whose product is annotated as BRF1 RNA polymerase III transcription initiation factor subunit. Lineage: Eukaryota; Metazoa; Chordata; Aves; Apodiformes; Trochilidae. Gene Ontology annotation, cellular component: transcription preinitiation complex; nucleus; transcription factor TFIIIB complex. The transcript has 18 exons. Gene Ontology annotation, biological process: transcription preinitiation complex assembly; transcription by RNA polymerase III; DNA-templated transcription initiation. The record is from RefSeq and is a predicted model, not a curated record. Gene Ontology annotation, molecular function: TBP-class protein binding; RNA polymerase III general transcription initiation factor activity; RNA polymerase III type 3 promoter sequence-specific DNA binding.
GGGCGGCGGCGGUGGAUUGGUGAGGCCCGGUCCCAGUCCUGGUCUCGGUCCCGGACCGGGAGGUGCCGGUGAAGAUGCCGGGCGGGCGGGUGUGCGCUGCCUGCGGCUGCUCUGAGAUCGAGGUGGACGCGGCUCGCGGGGACGCGGUGUGCACGGGCUGCGGGUCGGUGCUGGAGGACAACAUCAUCGUCUCCGAGGUGCAGUUUGUGGAGAACAGCGGCGGCGGCUCCUCUGCUGUGGGACAGUUCGUGUCGCUGGACGGUGCUGGCAAGACACCAACUUUAGGAGGAGGAUUCCAUGCCAAUCUGGGAAAGGAGUCACGAGCACAAACUCUGCAGAAUGGGAAACGUCAGAUUCACCACUUGGGAAAUCAGCUUCAACUCAAUCAACAUUGCCUGGAUACUGCCUUUAAUUUUUUCAAGAUGGCUGUGAGCAAGCGCCUAACCCGGGGAAGAAAGAUGACCCAUGUCAUUGCUGCAUGUCUCUACCUGGUGUGUAGGACAGAAGGAACUCCUCACAUGUUACUUGACCUCAGUGAUCUUCUUCAGGUGAAUGUCUAUGUGCUGGGAAAAACUUUCCUUCUGUUGGCCAGAGAACUCUGCAUAAAUGCUCCAGCCAUAGAUCCAUGUUUGUAUAUUCCUCGUUUUGCACACAUGCUGGAGUUUGGGGAUAAGAACCACGAGGUGUCCAUGACAGCUCUGCGGCUGUUGCAGAGGAUGAAGCGGGACUGGAUGCACACCGGCCGCCGCCCCUCGGGGCUCUGUGGAGCAGCUCCUGCUAGUGGCAGCAAGAAUGCAUGAUUCCGACGUACCGUUAAAGAGGUCAUCAGGGUGGUCAAGGUUUGUGAGUCUACAUUAAGGAAAAGUCAGUUGACAGAGUUUGAAGACACACCAACGAGUCAGCUAACCAUAGAUGAGUUUAUGAAGAUUGACUUGGAAGAAGAAUGCGACCCUCCUUCAUUUACAGCUGGUCAAAAAAAACUGAAGAUACAACAGCUUGAGAAGGCAUUAUCAAAAAAGCUGGAGGAUUUUGAAGGUGAAAUAUCAAGCUAUCAAGAUGAAAUAGAGAUUGAAUUAGAAAACAGUAGACCAAAAGCAAAAGGCGUAUUUGCAAAUUUCACUAAAGAUGAUUCUAUAGAGGAUAACAGCUCUAGCCUACUUGGAGAGGAGGAGGCAGAUGAGGAACUAGAAGCAGCUGCUAAUCACUUAAACAAAGACUUUUAUAAUGAACUUCAUGAGAAUGACACAGUAAAAAAAAAUGACGAGGAGGAAUGCAAAAAUGGAAAUGAAGCUCUUGUAAGACCACCUGCACUGGAAUCCUUGCUUGGCCCACUCCCCACUGCAGCUAGUCUUGGCAUUACAGAGUCCAUAAAGGAAUGUAUCUACACUAAGGACCGAGAGCCUGGUGAGAAUACAGGAGACGGUGAAUUAGAUCUGAGUGGGAUUGACGACAGUGAAAUAGAUCGGUAUAUACUUAAUGAAGCAGAAGCUCAGAUAAAAGCAGAGCUGUGGAUGAAAGAAAAUGCAGAUUAUUUGAAGGAACAAAAAGAAAAGGAAGCAAGAAUAGCAAAAGAGAAAGAACUUGGGAUUUAUAAGGAACACAAGCCAAAGAAAUCUGCAAAGAAGCGGGAGCCAAUUCAAGCCAGCACAGCAGGAGAGGCGAUUGAAAAGAUGUUAGAGCAGAAGAAAAUCUCAAGUAAAAUUAAUUACAAUGUGCUAAGGGACCUGAACAGCAAAGGAAGUAACACACCAAAGAAAGAGGAUGACAGCACUGAUGACAGCACCAACACCAAGAAGCUGUCAAGAAGAAAAUCUAUUGCCAGUAGGAAUAUAGCCAACCCUGUAAACAGUGUGGGAAAAAGAUUAAGACCCUUGAUUUCAACACAGUUUGCUAAAAAGGCUGCCACUGAAGAGGUGACCUUUCCAAAUUCACAAGCAGAAACCCCGGAUGUAGAAAAACCAGCAGCUGUGCUGGUGGAGAGUGGCCCAGUAGCUUAUAACCCUGAAGAAGAGGUGGAAGAGGAAGAAGUAGAAGAAGAUGAUGAUCACUGCAUGAGUGCCUUGCAGCUGAUGGGAGGAAACGAUUAUGGCUGUGAUAUGGAUGAAGAUGAUGGCUAUUAGUUCCAAUUGCUUCCAAAGAACACGGACUCUGUCUUGUUCCCAGCAAAUAUUCAGUCUCCAAACUGUGUGAAUAGUGAAAGAAGCUGUCUGUGGUCAGCAAAUUUAAUUGAACAAUCCUUACUUUUGUAAAGUGAAUUUGAGGUUGACAUUGAUUCUGGUCAGUUUACAUUAACCCAUAACCCAGCAAUAAAAGUUGGGUUUGUACUUGAAUUUUUUUUUUUUUCUUGGUGGAUCAUAGUUUGGGGAUGAAAUUAAUGGGAGUAAUGUUUCCAGAGAACAAAAGAAAAGAGACAAUAUGGACUGUGUUAGUGUGGCUGAAAGCAUCGCAUCUCUUAUUUAUAUGACUGCUUUUAGGCAUGCUGUUGAAAGGGAGCAAAAAGAAAGACAGGUAAAACCAAAAAGCCUGUUUGUUGAUUAUUAGAGUACAGUAGCAUUAGUUGUCUCUUAAUGGUACAACUGAAAGAAAGAAAGCAUCACCAACCCCUAUUAUAAGCAUGACCCUGCUAUUGUAUGCAAGCUUCCUUACCCAAGCCUAUCAAAAUUUAAUGCCAAGUUCUAUAUCUGCAGGGCAGUAUCGGUUUCUCUGAAAUGAAGUAAAUACUUAUUUGUAUUAAUCAGUUCAUAGGUUUCUUGAAAGAUAUGAAAAUAGUAGGCAAUGUUGGCAGCAAACAGUCUCCUCCUUCUCUGAGUCCCUGGCGGUUUGUGUGGAAGGAGGGAGGAGACCUGGGUGAGGCAAGAAAUGUAGAGAGCAAGCAGGGGACACUGCUGUGCUCACUUGCCUGUGCUGGGUGUCCCUGGGGACAGCCAGGUCUGGCUGUGGCUGCUGUUGCUGCACAAGAGUCACUCUGGCAUCUCUACAGAGCUGCUCGUGUCUGACUGAGUUAGAGUGAAGGUCUGCUUCCAAGAGCUGCCUGCCUCUCAAACCAGUUGAAAGAAAGAGAAAGCUGAGCUUUUUAAUAAAUAAGCUAGCAUCUGCUUUGGCUGAAUUUAAUUUAGUGUAAUUUAUUUAACUUGCGAUGGGUAAAAUUCAAGGUCACCAUGCAGGUGUCUGACUUUCGUGGCUAAAAUCCCACCCUUGAACAGUCACUGCUGUGUGAAUGACGGUGGAGCUCCAGCCCUGUGUGCCCCAAAAUGUCAGCAGGCAGGUCCUUCUUAUCCAGAUACAGCAGCUCCUGCAAUGCCGUGGGAGCAGGGAGCAGGGAGGGAGCCCCUAGUGCCAUAUUCCACCCUCUUGCCUCUGACCUGCCCUUUCCUGGCACUGCUGUGUCCGAGUGGGCUCUCAGCUCCGUGGGAAACGCUCUGUGCUCUGGAUCAUGGUCUUGAUGACUGCAGCUGCAGGAGCCAAGAUGUUUUCAUCUCUCUCCCGUGUCUAGUGACAAUCAUGAAUGCUGUAGGGCUGUAGACUUGUCUUACACCCUGCAAAGAUGGUGGCUUCUGUUAAGCUGUCUCUCCUGGUCAGCUCAUCCUUCUUACGCUUUUUGGGGAGCUCAUCACAGAAGCCCCAUCCAUCCUCCCACAGUGGAGGGUGGAUUGUGGCAGGAAAAGGAGCUGCCUUGGGAAGCUCUCUAGCUCCUGCCAGCCAGAGUGAUGAUGGUGCUUAUACCUGUGGUUGUCAGCAAAGAGGGGAAGGGACACAUGGCCUUCCAAAUCUCUGCUGUCCCUCUCAGUAGCAUGCCUAAGAGGCAUGUGUAAGUAGAGCAAGAGUGCUUGUGCUUUUUUUUUUGGAGCAGAAUUGGCUGGUAAAUGUAGUUUGUUGGGUAGGUUUUAUCUGCUAGAUAUUUUUUGAGCCCUGAAGAGGAGUAUGUCUGCAAUGACUUCUUAAAAGCAGAUCUUGGUUACAAAAAUGAUGUAGUGAGGCUAAUGGGAAAAAGAGCACUUCUGAACCAGAUUUCAGUGACUUAGCUUGCAGCACUUCAGCAGAAAGAAGAGAUUCCCUAUAAUUCUUAGGGGAAAAGCUGUUAUUUUCACCAGAAAAAUAUGGAUUAUUUCCUGAUACUUUAUAAAUACUGCACAGAAAAUUAUAUUGAGGGGAUAAACUUUUCUACCUCUCUUUUAUUUACACCAUGAAUUCAAGAUCAUGCUAUAAGCAGACAGUUUUUUUAAAAGUAGUUUGUUUUGUUAAAGUUCAUGCUCAGCAAGUCUUUGAAGCAGUUGAGUUCAAGCAUUUGGGUUUUAAUUAAUCUGCCAAUAGCACUAUUACAGAUACUCAUACACUCAGUACUUUCUCAAAGCUUGGAUUUUAUUCCAAGGUACACAUUAUUCUCUAUGCAGGAAAUAAACAUGCAUAAAUAAACAUGCCUAUGACUCAUGUAGGUCGAGUGCUUUUCUCAAAUGCAUGAUAUUGGCUCUUAAAGAAAUUACUAAGAUGUGUUCUUUAUUGCUGUGGGUCUUGCCUUCACUCUUCUGUGUAGGUUCUCAUUGGUUUGCUCCCCUACAGGAUGCUAAACCUGCAGCCGGUGUAGUCAGGUUACGUGCAGGAGCUGAGAGUCCACCCCCAUAAUUACUGCUAAUAAAUUUGAAUUUCAGUGACACAUUGUGUUUCUGAGAAAAUUGUUUCCUGCACUGGAAGUAGAGGAGUGCAGUUUCUGAAUGCUCUCAUAUGAUUUCAUUAGGAAAGACUGUUGCAUAGCCUGCUGGAAGGCACUUGGAGAGCAAAAAAAGCUAAAGAGCUACAAUUCCAUAGCAUCUCAGUAUUGCUGGUGAAGUUAAUGGCUUGUUUUCUGAGCAGGAGAAAGGUUGUGGUGUUGGAUAGGCAGACUUCACCCUGAGCAUCAUAAGACUUCUUAGGCUGUAGUGGUUAUGUACAUUUUUAAUUUAUUGGUGACUUACCGGGAUUUUUAUAAUGUUCAUUCCUUCUUGAUUUAACUAAGCUCAGGAAAUGUAAACAGAUUAGAACAUGCUAGUUUCUGUUUUUAUAGCCAGUCAUUAAAAUGUAAAAAGAUUAACACUGCAUUGACUCUGUUUACUACUGUUGAUGUAUCUGGACAAUUUUGUUGUAUAUAAAUGAGCCUAAAUUCACUUGGAGUAAUUUGGACCCUGCUUUUCUCAGGAUUCUGAUUAUAAUGAAGAGGGCUUAUAAGGCUUCAACAUUUGUUGUUCUUAGAUCUUCUUAUUUGAAUCCACACAAGCUGUGUAUCAUAGGUUUUGUUGCCUAAAGCAUGUUUCUUGCUACAAGUCACUUUGCUUGACAGGCAAAACCCUCCAGCUGUUGCAUCCAGCUUGUCUGCCAUGCAGCCUUUUAACACUCUUGUGUUGUGGGAGUGCAAAAGGAUAGAAAUAAGGAAAAUAAUGAGAUUCUUCACUAUGGUGAGUGCGUUUUCAGUGUCUUAAUCAUCUGUGACAUUUCUUUAAAAUUACUGUUGUGUUCCCUACAGCAACUUUUAAAUGGUGCCAGACAGCCUUGUCUUGAGGGUUAGACAUGUUUAUCAGAAAAGCUCUUGCCAUCCUGAUGGCUUGUUUGUAUUCUUUGGAUUGCAUUGAAGCUCCAGUUGCAGAUGUGUACAGUUAGUGUAGAGUUUGCCUAAUAAACGUUCUGUUUCUUAUUUUUGUGUUGAAUCCUUGUGUUUGGUUCAGUUAGUACCAAGGAAAUUAAACCUGUUUGAUGUGAGUGUAUGUAUCAUCCUUACACAACCACAGUAUGAGCCAUGUUAAGCUUUUUUACUGUAAUAUAUUUGCUGUAAAUAAAAUGUAAAACCCUUGCAUAACCCA